AUGGACUUGGAUGACCCACGCUUUGCGAUGUUUGUCUCUCAGCUUGAGUCGACUGGGUGGAAGCGGGGGAAAGGUCUUGGCAAGAACGAAGACGGUGAGACGUCGACCACGUUAAAAACAAUUUCGGACACACGAGGAAUUGGUUGGAAACAGAACUUAGAUUACUUAAAAUUGGACGACGUAUAUGCAGGCAAAUCAGAGAGUGCAAAUGACGUCAAAUUUGUAUCAUCUAAAAAGGACUUUGACAAAUUCGCGACAAAGAAAACUGACGUUGAGAAGAAACCGCGUAAAAUAGAAAAUGCGUUUCAUAAAAAAUUAGAUUCAAUUGAAGCCAUCAACGUUUCUUUGACAUUUGGAAGAGGUAAACGAUCAAGAGGAAAGUUGUUAAGAGUACAAGAACAAGAAAAGCAGAUGAAAGAGGAGUGA
Molecule: messenger RNA, 426 nt
Organism: Entamoeba invadens IP1
Lineage: Eukaryota; Evosea; Mastigamoebida; Endamoebidae
Exons: 1
Coding region: 1-426 (141 amino acids)
Molecular function (GO): nucleic acid binding
Source: RefSeq, a predicted model, not a curated record